Molecule: messenger RNA, 1098 nt
Organism: Emiliania huxleyi CCMP1516
Lineage: Eukaryota; Haptophyta; Isochrysidales; Noelaerhabdaceae
Exons: 7
Coding region: 1-1098 (365 amino acids)
Source: RefSeq, a predicted model, not a curated record
AUGCCGCUCGCUUCUGCACGCUGGACUGACUGGAUCGCCGGAUUGGGCCACGACGCCUACGCCUACCCGCGGUGGAUCACAGAGCAGCAACUUCUGUGCCGCUGCGACGUCACACUCUCGCCGCCACUUCGCAACGUGACCUGCUUCGACCCGCAGCUAGUCGACUGGCGGAAAUCGGUCAGCCGAGCGCAAUCGCUCGACUGGUGCACUGCCAAGGCGUGGCUGCUGGAGCACAUGCCCGAAUUCGAUCUGCAUUUUCUACCAAACUCGGUCACCGUCAACGCGACAUCGAUGCUGGACGACGUCAUCGCCUUCUCGCUCAUGGCGGACCGCGCGGCACCGUGGUCAGCGUCCGUCCCGCUCGCCACCAAACUCACCUACCUCCUCCCCUACGCCGGGUAUCGCGAGAGCCGGCAGAACCACCGCCCGCUCUUCUUCGCCAAGUUCUUUGCGCUCGUGGCCAACGCGACGAGCGUUGGAGAGGCGCUCGGCCGGCUGAUCGCGCCCAAUCUCUUUGUCGACUGGGCGGCGCAUGUCGUCGAGCACGGCGCCACCCGCUACGGCUCCUGCUCGGCGUGGGCGACCUUCGUCACGUAUGUCGCUCGGGCCGUCGGCGGCCGCUUCCUCAACAACCACAACUGGGUGGAGGGCUUGUGCGGCGAGUUCGACCCCGAGCGCGGCUGCGGCUUCAACCACAGCGCUCCUCGGGGCGGUGACAGCAGCCCGGCACGGGCCGCAUCGAUUCCAUUCACGCUGUCGCCAUCACCCGUGAACUUCGCAUCCGCACGAGCCGCGGAGUGCAUUGGUGACAUUGGCCCCACGCUGCUGUCUCAGGACCACGAGGUGUUCGCCGUUACUUGGGCGCGGGCGGAGGGCGGCGCGGAGGAGGAGGAGGGCGGCCCCAUCAUUGACGUGGGCCGGCGGACCCUCACCGACGGGGCGACCCCGCUGACGCCGCUGGUGUGGGCCUCGCAGCUGGCCUCGCCGGCCGGGGUGCCGCUGCCCGGCUUGCGGGUUGUAAACCGCACGGACCAUUACCGCUGCAAGUCGACAGGCGGCAUUGCGUGGCAGGCGGCUGUCGCUAGACACGCGGCUUGA